Molecule: messenger RNA, 666 nt
Organism: Paramecium octaurelia
Lineage: Eukaryota; Ciliophora; Oligohymenophorea; Peniculida; Parameciidae
Source: the annotation of a GenBank genome assembly
AUGGAAGAUUUGCAACACUUCGAAUCAUCUGUAAAGAAUGUUCCGGAUAAACCAGAUGAUUAUUCAAUCUAUUCGAUGAGGGGUUUUAUAAUUCUACAAUUAGCCUUACAGGUUAAAAGUUAGAUUAAAUAAAUUGAGUUGUCCCAUUUUAGCGACAUAAAAUCAGACAUAGAUGCUAAUUAUAAAAUGGUUGAACUCUAAGCUUUAUGUUCAGUAGAUUCCAACCCAGAAAUCUGUAUGGGAGUAAGUGGGCGUGAUAAUUCAACUUUGAUCAAACACAUCACUAAUUAGGGUAGAUUAUUUGAAAAUAAAUUAAGACCUAAGUUUUUAAGGAUGUAUGAUUUUUAAUGGAAAUAAAAUUGCAUAUUAUAAGGAAAUGAAUGUUUGAUUCUGUUAUUGGAAGCAUUCAAUUAAGAUUGAAGACAGAAUUGUGGGUAAAGAAAAGUUAAAUUAAAGAAUACCCUACAAAGACAUUAAACAAAAUUUAAAACAGAAAAGGAGGUAUAAAGCCGUAAAAUUUAUCUUUCAGGAUAAAUAAUGGAUUUGCAAUAAGCUAUUGAAUAUUUUGAUAAGAAAUUUAAGGUUUAUGUUGAAGAAAAAGAUUAAAAAUAGAUGGAAUAUAGAUAUAGCUAGAGCAUUGAACCAGACCCCUUGGAGAAACAAUGA